Molecule: messenger RNA, 4189 nt
Organism: Conger conger (European conger)
Lineage: Eukaryota; Metazoa; Chordata; Actinopteri; Anguilliformes; Congridae
Gene: rps6kl1
Product: ribosomal protein S6 kinase-like 1
Exons: 12
Coding region: 452-2881 (809 amino acids)
Biological process (GO): protein phosphorylation
Molecular function (GO): ATP binding; protein kinase activity
Source: RefSeq, a predicted model, not a curated record
GUGACAUCAUCUGUGUCCAAUAAAAAGCAGUGCUAAGCCUCUUCCUAUUUCUAAGAUAAUCUGUGCUGGAGCGGGCUGCAACCACACAGGCUGAUGUUGGAUCUGUGCAUCUGGGGCAUGCGGAUCUCAGAUAAGGGCUGCUGUCGUCACUCACCACGCACGCCGACCGGCGGCAUCGGUUUGAUGAUGAACGCGCGUAGACAGUGACAGCGCAUGCGGUAGAGAUGAAUCGCCUCGCUUGCAGAAUCAGGGAACAGAGGACAAAGAUUUCUCACAGGAGCGAGCUUGGAGAGAGGGCAUGCCGGUGAAGCUGCAGAGGCUGGCAGUGCCAUGAGUCUGCCCAGGAUAUGCAGCUCGGCCUGGGGGAACCGCAGCUCACAGACCCCUACGGACCGGUUCCUGUCAGGCUCCGGGCCCAUCCGGGCAGUUUCCCGGCAGGACCAGGCCAGUCAUGGCCAAAAGAGAUUACCUGGUAGACGCAGCCAGGCAGAUCCGCAUGGCACUGGACCGGGAAGUGAAUGAAGACUACGAGGCAGCGUUCAACUACUACAAGAACGGGGUGGAUCUGCUUCUGAACGGAGUACAAGUAGAUCCAAAUAAGGAGCGGCGAGAGGCAGUGAAGCGGAAGACCACUCAGUAUCUGAAGAGAGCAGAGGAGAUUUUCAACUCUCACCUACAGGGCACCCUAGGAAGUGGAACUUCCUUAUCAGGGGGUUACAGCAGCCUGAGAUUUCGGCCAAUUAGAAACCUCAGCUCACCCGUGGAGGAUCUGAAGAUGUGCAAAGUCAUUGGGGUCCUUGACAAGGUCCUCACAGUCCAAAACCUGAUUAGCAAGGAGACAUUUGUUGUCAAAAGCUUGCCCAAGUCGAGCUGGGAGAGCCGGGACCAGCCCACCAUCAUUCCCCAGGGCGUGCCCUUCAUGGUGAAGCUCCUGAGGUACUACGUGAGUGAAGAUGCUGUGUACCUGCAUCUGGAGCACAUUGAAGGAGGUCGGCUCUUCUCGAAACUACACAAGUCUAGAAGCGACAAGGUGAAAGAGCACCCCGAAUGCUGCAGCCCCAACCAGAGUAAGAUUCGACUGAAGACCAGCUACACCGCCCCCACCAUCAGCCUGGACUACCAGCAGGGCCACACAGGUGGUAGGGCCUCGGCACCGCUGUCGGAGGAGGGGGAGAGGUGGCAGGACCGAGUGGAGAGCCCGGACACCGACUCCCCGGCGUCCUGGGACGAGGCCCGCCGUCGCCUGGAGAGCUGCCGGACCCACUCGUACUGCGAGGAGACGGGCUGCCUGUACAGUGCCAGGGCCGGACCCCGACAUCUGGACUCAGAGCCAACCCAGCAGCCCGGAGAGCUGGGCUCAGACAACCCAUCACUCAACACUAACCCUCUUUCUGAAUCUCAGGAAAACCCACCUCUUCCUCCUCAAUGCUGCUACACGAGAGACGCCCGUGAGACUCCACAGUGCGCGAGGACUGUCCCGGCACAGGAAGCCAAGAAAGCCGAGUCCGGCUUGGACUUCGACAUUGCGUGGAAGUGGAAUAGCGCUGAUCCACCUCGGGACUGUGGGGGUGUUACCACUGAUUUAUCCUCCGAUUUAAGCUCUGGCAUAGUGGGAGUCAACAGAGUACCUCAGAUGACUCAGUCCUUUGCAGCCGACAGAGGUACAGAGAAGGAUACGAACCAAGGCGUUACAUUACAUUCGGAGAAGAGCUGCACCGCUCCUACAUCACUGCGGUUACCUUUCAGCAACCACAUUCAGGAUAUGGGCGCGGAUGCAGAAAAAUGCAGUGACUGCAGUGUAAAGGAACAUGUGGGCAGCACAACAGGCCUGGUUCUCACCAUGCACAAGAUCAGAGAGGGAGGGGAGGCGGCCGAAGGGAAACCCGCAGAGAAGGCCGGUUUAGACGCCGUGGCCACAGCCGAAAGGUCACAGUCUGUCGCAGCUCUCGCGACCAGCACGGGUCCGACAGAGAGUGCGACACCCUCAGGGAACUCUCGGUCACGGGCGGUCCCUCUUUGCCACCCUGCGGAGCUCCAGCAGGGGACCCCGGCAGGCACUUCUCCAGACGCCACAGGGGUCCUCAAGGUGCCCGCUUCCAGGAACAGGAGGUCUGAGGAGGAGGGGUGGGAGGUGUUGAGCCCCCUGGGUAGAGACGCCUCCCAGAGUGGGCAGAAAAGGGAGUCUCAGGGGGCUCCGUAUACAGCCACCUCAGUGGCUGCUUCCCUCCAGGGUGAGAUGGUGACCCCCGAUGGACCAGCCGUGGAUCAGCCCAUCGAGGUGGACGGCUGGUGCCUUCUGCCUCGCUUUUCGGCCAAGAGGCCCACAGGGAGGGCCAGGCUGGGCUGCUGGGGGCUCCCCGAAGGACAGGUGCGGCUGUGGGGGGCCGAGAUCCUGCUGAGCCUGGAGAGCCUGCACCAGCAGGGCAUUCUGUGUCGGGACCUCAACCCCAAGAACAUCCUGCUGGACAGCAACGGAAAGGCCUGCCUGACAUAUUUUGGUCAAUGGACUGAAGUGCAGACUGAGAUCAGUACCAAAGCCAUGGAGCAAAUGUACUGUGCCCCAGAAGUAGGAGGUGUGUCAGAACUCACAGAAGCUUGUGAUUGGUGGAGUCUGGGAGCCCUGCUAUUUGAACUCCUGACUGGAAUGCCCCUCAGGCAGUGCCAUCCUGCAGGAGUCCUCCCUCACACCCAGCUCCUCAUUCCAGACGACCUGAGCGCUGCUUCAGCCUCCCUGCUCACUGAGGUGAGUGUGGCGCCCUCUGCUGGUCUGAAUGCAGUUAGCGAGUCUGCCCUUUUCACGUGGAAGCCCACACGGGACCAACCACUCCACUUCUGCAGUUCGAUGCCGGCUAUCGCUUGGGUUCCGGGGGAGGCGGCGUGAGCGACAUCAAGUGUCACCCCUUCUUUAGUCCUAUCCCUUGGAAUGCGCUCAACAACUAGCCAGGCAGCCUCAAACAAAAUGGCCGAAUGUCAGAAGAGUGGAGCCACUGUAGGUCCUGCAGCAACAACAUCCAACCAUCCUCGAGUGGCCAAAGAACCAGUCCCCUCAGUGCAGUGCAUCCUGCUACCUGUGGUUCUCAGCAUUACCCAUCCUCAACUGAGUGACAGGGGACUGAAAAGGCUUAUUUGGGACAGAGACAAAGCUAUGGAAGUUGAUCUGUUUUCAGAUCAGGAAUUUCAAGGUGAAGGCCCCAAUUUAACACAAUGAAAAGUGUUAGAUUUAGGUUCUGUCAAACUGGCAGCCAAUGCCUAUACAAAGAUUAUAAAAGAAGGCAGAAUUACAUUUUGGGAUAGAUUUGCACCUUAGAAUUGGAAAAAAUGUGGGACUAAACCUAUACAUUUGCAUUUAAGUAUUUAUAAUUUAUUAUUGAGAAAUAGACAUUUAGAACAUUGGCAUUGCACUGUAACUCCCACUUCGAUAUAUCUACAAACCCAAUGGCACUGACACACAUCAAUACGUGUGACAAUGACCAAAUAAGGAAGAAUUCGAGAAGACCACUUCAGCCCAGGUGGAAACGAUGACUUGAGGUUUCUGGGGGAGAAGAAAGCACGCGAGAACGAAAACCAUCUGGUUUAUAUUUGGCUCUCCUCCUUCCUAGUGCCACAGGUUGUACUUCCUCUGAUUCAGUUUGCAGCUUAUCACUCUUCUACCCUGUGGUCGUCCUCCCUGUCACACCUCCGUCACCAAGACCAAAUUUGAGUGAGUCUGACCUGAAAAGACCUUCCUAGCACUGUGCGAGUGAAUUUUACUUGUGUUCCCCAGAGCUCACCACAAAUAUGCUCUGAGAUGUUUUCAGCAUUUUAUCAUGCCAGGUCUAUUUUACCAUGAACUGAACUGUAACACCAUUACAGAUUCAUCUGCGCAAUACAUCCAUGUACUGAUUUUUGUAACCAUUUUUCAUAAGAACUGUAAUGUCUAUCACACCAGUACAUUACUGUAUAUGCAGGACCUUGUUACUUGCAUACAGGCCGUGAAGAUAUAUGGAUUUAGCAUAAGAAAGGCGAUUUGAACGUGUUGAUGCCUCCUACUUUUUCUCUGCAUGCUGUAAGGAACAGUUUUAGAAGCAUUUCCUGUCUACAAGAGGUAUAUUUUCUCUCCUUUAAAACUCCCUGACAAGAUGCACAUGGACAACUGGACUUUGUGACAAUUUAUGACAUUGUUUAAAAAAAAUAAACAUUUUAAAAAACA